UCAGUGAGGUCUUCAAAUUAUUUUCACUUCUAAAAUUGAAUUGUACCAAGCCGACAUGGCAAGAAAUAUUGAAGAGCUCUCCGAAGAUUUGUUUACAGAUGACUUUAUUCGAAUAUUUCAACCAAUAUUGUUUGUGUUGCGGGCCCUUGGUCUAGCACGUGUUAGUAUCAAAUACAGGUAUCCUACAGGCACAUCGAAGUGGUACCUUUUGUAUAGCAACGUUUUCUGGCUUCUAAAUGCAUUGUCCGCCGUAUAUUUCUUCUUCCACUGCGGUGAGAGUUUUGACUCUAAAUAUGCAAAUUCUACAUUAAAAUUCGGUGUUCUAAACAGCGGCAUAAACGGCAUACUUGUAGUGUUCCGAAAUAAUCUUGAACGGAACAACAAAUUCGGUGCAAUGUAUGUAAAGUUACAGAAGAUCGAAAGGUAUCUAAAUAUGGAAGAUACGAAAAGUAUAAACAAGCAACUAAGGAGUCAAUCUACUAUCGUAAUGGUGGUAGCUUUUUUUGUAACCAUAUUUUGGAUUGUAUUGUUCAAAUAUUUAUUUAUGAAGAGUAUGUGCAUACCGUUAAUUGUGAAUGUUGUGACUAGUAUAGGGUUGCAAACUGAGAUGGCACAGAUAUAUUUCAUUAUCAAAUUCAUUGUAACGAGAGUAUAUUACAUAAACGACAUAUUAAGGCAAGUGACGCUACUCUCAAUAGAGCCGUUGACUAAACCAAUGGAUGAUGGAAUCUUGUUCGUUGUGUCGAACACACUAGACCAAGACGGUGAACUUCCAGGCGAAUUGGUUUCCGGCAUGCAUUGCAUUUUUCAAGCAUUGUCAGAUUUUACAGGACUUUUUCAAUUUUCGCUAUUCUAUUUCGUCUGCCAAAUCUUAGCGUGGAACUUGGUAACCAUACAUUACCUAGUGACAUCGAUGAAAGAACAGGGAGCAGCGGACACCGAUUUGUUAUUGUGCGUGAUGCCAGUCUUAGUGGCUUUGCAGUUCAUAAUUUUGACUUUAUGUCUCAAAGCUCAAGACUUAUCAACAAAAUUGGAGGAGUCAAGGAAACUUUGUAUCGACAUCAUUUCAUCACCUCUAAUUAAUGGCAAAUCCAGAGAACAUGCUAAGCGACUCAUAUUGUUGGUGGAAGGAAGACGCAGCGUGUCCAUUUACAACAUUUGUACUUUCGGCACCCGCCUGCCCCUACAUCUACUUGCAAUCACUGCUAGUUAUACUGUCGUUCUAUUGCAACUUGCUCUACUUUGA
Helicoverpa armigera (cotton bollworm) is the source of this 1246-nucleotide messenger RNA. RefSeq lists its product as uncharacterized. The record is from RefSeq and is a predicted model, not a curated record. Lineage: Eukaryota; Metazoa; Arthropoda; Insecta; Lepidoptera; Noctuidae. The transcript is spliced from 4 exons. Bases 56 to 1246 code for a protein of 396 amino acids.